UUUUUCUGCAAUUUCAUUUCUCAGACUCCCUUUUCUCGGCUACCAAACAGAUUCCCAAACGCUAAUCCCGCGCACUGCCCCGAGCAAAUUCGUCUGUGAUUCGAUCUCGUCUCCGCAGAAUCGAAACAGGAGGAGAACCCGCGACCAUCACUGAAAGUUCGCGGGAGCAAGAAUGAUCGGAGUAAGCAAGAUCAAGCAGUACUCCAAUGUCCUCGACAAACCCCUAAGCAAGGGCAAGCAGGAGGUUAGUUUGAGUGCUUUUGCAUUCUUGUUCUCGGAGCUUGUACAGUAUAACCAAACUCAGGUUGACAACAUUGCUGAAUUAGAGCGAAGCAGGUUGGAGGAUGCAGGCUAUGCUGUUGGAGCUCGAUGCCUAGAACUUCUUUGUCAUAGAGAAAAGGGGAAUAGACGUGAAACACGACUCCUGGGGAUUUUGUCUUUCGUACACAGCACAGUGUGGAAGGUUUUAUUUGGAAAAGUAGCUGAUUCCCUCGAGAAGGGAACUGAACAUGAAGACGAAUACAUGAUCAGUGAGAAAGAGCUUCUCGUUAACAGAUUUAUUUCCAUUCCUAAAGACAUGGGAACUUUUAAUUGCGGGGCUUUCGUUGCUGGAAUAGUAAGGGGUGUGCUGGAUAAUGCUGGUUUUCCAGCAGUAGUAACAGCUCAUUUUGUUCCUAUGGAAGGCCAGCAACGACCUAGGACGACUAUUUUGAUAAAAUUUGCAGAGGAGGUGCUAAGAAGAGAAGCGAGAGUAGGCUAAUAAAUCAGUGGAAAUGCUGUUGGGUAAUGUUCUUCUCUAGCCUUGCGCAUUGUCAGGACACGCUGGGGUGUUUUUACGAACUGCUGCAGGGGGCUCUCUGAAAAAACUUGGCAACCCUCUCACUUGAGAUAUUGUCUGAUUCUAUCACUACCUCCUGGUGGUGUAAGUUUUUGAAGUGGAUCUUGUAAUAGUGACUGUCAGCUGCAUUCAGUGUAAAGUAAAAAGGGUUCUAAUGGUUCAGUCCUCACCCUUGAACUCCAAAUUAGAUUGUUCAAAUAAACCGUUAUUAGAGCGAAAUGGAAUGUGGAUCUUUAUUGCAUUUAUGUCGUCUUCCCUAAUCCCUAUCGCUAUAAUCCAG
This is a messenger RNA of Linum tenue, 1118 nucleotides long. NCBI's taxonomy places the organism in Eukaryota, Viridiplantae, Streptophyta, Magnoliopsida, Malpighiales, Linaceae. The record is from the annotation of a GenBank genome assembly.